UGAAAUCAAUAUUUCUGUACAGAUUCCUGUAAUUUCUCGAAUUUCAACCUGGACCUACCAUAAUACAAAUUAUGUUGAGAAUCUUUCUGUCAAAUUCCGGAAGUUUCUUUGUUGAUAUAUAAGAUGGGAAUUCGAAUGCCGGCCGACAGUUUCGCAAUUGUAUUUCUCGAGUUUUACUUAGAUUUGUGGAUAAUUAGUUGAAGUUUGUGCUUUAUACCAAAAUGUCUCUUAUUCCAUUGAUGUUCGGCGAUUACGAACCGAUGUGCCGCCCAUCGAGAAUCCUGGAACAACAUUUCGGCCUGGGUUUGGACCAUGACGACCUUUUCCAACCCUUAAACCUGAACAACAAAAUGUUGACCAGAACUCCGGCGGGUUACCUAAGGAACUGGCGCCCCAACGCUGCCAAUUUGGAUUCUGGGUCUACUGUUCACUUUGACAAGGACAAAUUCCAGGCCAAUUUGGAUGUGCAACAGUUCAAGCCGGAAGAAAUCACUGUAAAGGUCACAGGGGACAAUGUUCUUACUGUAGAAGGCAAGCAUGAGGAGAAGCAAGAUCAGCACGGUUAUGUAUCCAGGCAUUUUGUAAGAAGAUAUGUGCUACCCAAGAACUACCAGAUGGACAAAAUCGAAUCAAAACUUUCUAGUGAUGGGGUUCUAACCAUCACUGCUCCCACUGUCGAGAAGAUGGAGAUUGAGCACAAGUCUAUUCCAAUUACACAAACUGGAGAGCCUGCCAAACAGCAAAAGGCUGUUAAACAAAAAAAGUAAAUAGUUCUUACUAAUGUGUAUGUAAUUAUAUUUCUUGAUCAAUUCAUUUUCUUUUCUAUUACCUACCUUCAAGUGUGGUAAUGCUUUCAUUAAGUUUUUUUACACUUUCAGAAACUGUUAAUUUUAAUAAUAAAUAAAUACUUUUUUUCUCUA
Messenger RNA from Anthonomus grandis grandis, 920 nucleotides. RefSeq names its product protein lethal(2)essential for life-like. The record is from RefSeq and is a predicted model, not a curated record. NCBI's taxonomy places the organism in Eukaryota, Metazoa, Arthropoda, Insecta, Coleoptera, Curculionidae. Gene Ontology annotation, molecular function: protein folding chaperone. Gene Ontology annotation, biological process: response to heat; protein refolding. The transcript has a single exon. Bases 222 to 767 code for a protein of 181 amino acids.